CCAGUUAGUGCCCUGCAGAUCUGGCAACUUCCGCGCGCCGCCUGUCAACCCUGUCAACCCGUGCGAUUUGUGCCUGCACAUUGUUCUAAAACAACCCAGCCGGAAAAGCCGUUUUAGCAGCGGGCCCUUAAUCUAUAUGCUCCUCAGAUGUGAGACACCCCCUCGCGCGGCUGUGUUCUCCAGGCAAUAGGCGCUACCGAGGGUGAAGGAUUACUAUUUCCAGCAGCAUUAAUCCCGACCAGAACUCUCGAGCAUUUCGCAUUUCGCACACACACACACACGCACGCACACUUGGAUAGCGCUCCUAAUCUUUGGCAACGGGGAUCGAGAGGCUAGGCAGCAGGAGGAGUAGCAGCAGCCAGGAGAUGGCCCAGCUUGGAGGCACCGAGGCUCUGGCCGCCGAACUGGCCACCGCCGUGGAUCUAAUCAUGCAUCCGCACACCCAGCAGCAGGCGCGUCUGGAGGCCUACAUGGCCUGCGAGCGCUUCAAGGAGGAGUCGCCGCUGUGCGCCCAGGUGGGCCUAUUCCUGGCCAGCUCGCCGCAGUCCAAUCAGCAGGUGCGUCACUUUGGCCUCCAGCUGAUCGAGUACACAAUCAAGUUUCGCUGGAACUGCAUUACGCACGAGGAGAAGGUGUAUAUCAAGGACAAUGCCAUCAAGAUGCUGAAUGUGGGCGUGGGUCCCGCGGAGGAUCGCACCCUGCUGCCCACCAAGGAUGCCCUGUCCCGGAUCAUUGUGGAGAUGAUCAAGCGCGAGUGGCCGCAGCAGUGGUCCGAUUUGCUGCCCGAAUUGAGUCAAGCUUGUACUAAAGGAGAAGCCCAAACGGAACUCGUUCUCCUGGUCUUCCUGCGCCUCGUGGAGGAUGUGGCUCUCCUCCAGACCAUCGAAUCCAAUCAGCGACGCAAGGACAUGUACCAGGCACUCAAUAACAACAUGAACGACAUCUUUGAGUUCUUCCUGCGGCUCGUGGAGCAGCAUGUGACCGCCUUUCGGGAGACGAAGGCAAGUGCCCAUUCGCGGGUCGUCGAAAUGGUGCUGCUCACGCUGAGCGGCUUCGUCGAGUGGGUGAGCAUUCAGCACAUCAUGUCCAGCAACGGCAAGCUGAUGCACUUCCUGUGCAUUCUGCUCAACGACAAGGCAUUCCAGUGCAAUGCGGCCGAGUGUCUGGCGCAGAUCACGAAUCGCAAGGGUCAGGCGAAGGAGAGGAAGCCGCUGCUGCAGCUGUUCAACGAGGAGCCGCUGCGCUACAUCUACCAGGCGAGUCAGAUUCCACCGGAUUCUAGUUCAUCCCUGGCCAUUGAACAGCAUCACAACUUUCUGAAGAAGCUGCUGCAGGUUCUGAACGGCAUGGCUCAGCAGUUGGUGGCGCUGUGGGGCAAGGAUGAUGCCACCCAGCGGCCAGUUCAUCUGGAGGUGCUGCUCGAAUGCCUCCUGCUGCUCACCCAGCAUCCUUCGCUGAGUGUUGCGCACGGAGCGGCGCUCAUCUGGCAGCUGCUGCUGAAGCACGAGCCCUGCUCGAAGGAUUUCGCGAUGGUCAACUACAUUCCCAAGCUCAUACACACGAUUGCGCCGCGUAUCGUGAAGCUGCCAUAUCCUAGCGCCUCCGGGAGCUCCAACAGCCUCUCCACGGAGGCCUACAUUCGCCUGGAGUACGACAGCGAGGAGGAGUUCGCUUUGUACUUCUUUCGCUGCCGCACCGACUUCCUGGAGAUCUUCCGUUUGGCCACGCUCGUUCAGCCGCUCGUGACCUACGGCUACUGCGAGCAGUGGCUGCAGCAGCGCCUGCGCAACGCCGUCGCCGAGGCGGAUGCGGAGGUCAAGAGCGGCAGUGUUUCGUGCAGUGUCCUGGAUCCUGUCUACCUCGAAUGGGAUGCCUUGGUGAGCGUUCUGGAUGGCGUUCUCAGUCGCAUACUCCUCGUGGCCGAGCGGCCCUCGGUGCCCGCUGGUCUGCGACUGCUGGAGGAUUGCCUCAAGCUGGAGACCAUCAAUCCGCUCAUCUACUCCAUACUCCUCUCCUGCAUUUCGGCGCUCUUUGUCUUUCUCAGCAUGUCCGCCUGCCAAAUUACGGCCACCAAUUGUGUGGCCAUGAGUGGCGUAAGUCUACUGCCUCGCGUGCUGGACAAGAUAUUCAGAGCGUUGGUUUUGAAGCCACCCAAUGAACUGGAGAAGGUGCAGGCCAAGUCGGCCAAGAAUCUAAGGCGUCAUGCUGCCUCGCUGUUGGUCAAACUGGCCCACAAAUAUCCGCUGCUCCUGCUGCCUGUUUUCGAGCAGAUCAACGGGCAUGUGGAGCUGCUGCUCAAGGAACCGGGACAGCAUCAAUUGUGCCGCCUGAUGCGCACCACGCUGCAGGAGGCGUUGAUACUGAUCUCGAAUCAUUUCUGUGACUUUGAGCGCCAGACGCUCUUCAUCGAGCACAUUUUGCGGGACAAGCGCACUGAGUGGCUGGCCUUUGGCGAGGCUUUGAAGUCGCCGCUGGACUUUAUGAGCUUCGUGGGACUGGACAAGCCGCCCAUCUUUGCGGUGGAAGGAGCUCCCUCGCUGCAGAAUCGUUCGCGGCUGCUGGAUGCUUUGCAUGUGGUUUUGGGCGUCGUCAAACGAUGCACCUGGCCGGAUGAUCCGGAUCGCGCCCAGCGUGGAGGCUUCGUCAUUGGCUGCACGGAACUGGGCAAUCCCAUUUGCCGCAAUCCGGCCACCAAGCAUGUGGUGCCGUUGCUCUCACAUGUCCUUAGUCUCAUGCGAGUGCUAAACGAGCUCUUUGCUCCGGAGGCUUUGCUCGCCCUGUCCGAAGGCUAUCGCGGCAUCCACGGGAUGCUGGAGCACGAGAAGAAGCUGCUGAUGGGCAUCUGUGCUCUGCCCACCGAUCCGCUGGACGCCACAAUUCGCAGCGAACCGACGGCGUUCGAAAAGAUGCAGACAUUCAUGAUGAUGAUCACCGAGGGCUGUUACCAUCUGAUGGGCUCCGCGGGUCCUUCGCUGGGCAGGGAUCUCUACCAGCUGCUGGGUCUCUCGGAUGCCAUUAUAACGAAUGUUUUUAGCCGCAUGGAUGUGGUGCCCGACUACCGAUUGCGUCCCAUCAUCCGGGUCUUCUUCAAGCCCUUUGUCUACUCGUGCCCGCCCAGCUUUUAUGACAGUGUUUUGGUGCCGCUCUUUGCUCAUUUAGCCCCCCUGAUGUGCGAAAGGCUGACGCGUCGCUGGAUCUACAUAGCCUCGCUGUACGAGAGUGGUCAGCUGAAUGGCGAGGUCAACGACACGCAGGAGGUGCUGGAGGAUCAGCUGAAUCGCACGUUGACUCGCGAAUACCUGGAUGUUUUAAAGAUUGCCCUGGUGGGCGGCCAAAUUGGAGCGGAUCAUGUGGCGUCCGGCGCGAAUGCCAACAGCCAUUCGGUGGCCAUGGAGAACGAGGAGCAUUCCAUGGACAGCGCACCUCAGUCAAGGGCCAGUCAAUCUGCCCUGCUUUCCGAUAUUAUAAGCGAUCUGGGAGGCAAACUGCUGCGCAACGGACUGAUCGGCAACUAUGUGCUGAUGACCCUGCUAAAGGCGAUCGCCUGGAACGAUGGAAUGUGCAGCAUGAAGGCGGUGAAUAUAGCAGCGCCCGUGAUGCGUUUCCUCGCGGCCGAAAAGCUGAUGGAUGAGAACAAGGCGGUGACCGCUUUUACGGCCGUUCUGCAGGGCAUGCAAGUGCAUGGACAGCACGAGGCCAAUCAGUCGGGACUCGUCACCCUGGGCGUGCAGUUCUACGAGCUGCUGCGUCCCCAGUUCCCGAUCCUCAGCGAGGUGUUGCAGCAUAUUCCCAGUGUAAAUGCGGCGGAUAUACAAAAGUUCGAUGAGAAGAUCGCCGUGGCGCCGGUGAAGGGAAAUAAAGUGGAUCGUGCGAAGAAGGAUAUCUUCAAGAAGCUCACCGUUCAGCUGGUGGGACGCAGCGUGAAUCAAUUGUUCCGGCACGAAGUGCAGAUAGCCAAUCUGCCGCCAAUGCAGUCGAUGCACAAGGGCGCGAAGGGCAGCUCGACGACGAGCGGCGACAUCAUGGAUAGCAAUCAGAACGCCAGUCUGGCCAGGCUCUUUGGGGCGGAAAAGUGACAACAGGGAGCGCAGCAGGAGAAGCACAGGAAACCGAGGAGGAGGAGGAGGAGCAACUCGCUCCAGGAUCCAGGCGGAGUCGAGACCACGGCCACCUCAGCUGCCAAACUAGCGACGACUGAACUUAAAGUAAUUGUAAACUAGCUUAGACGAGUCCUCCUGUCCCCGAAAAUCCCAGUCGAAAGUUCCAGUUUGAAUCAGAUCCUAAAAUCUAAACUAAUUUAUUUAUUUUACGAAACUAAAUUUAACACACAACCCCGCGCGCAUGUAACGAUUCUUUAUUUUCCGGUCGCUCUCCCUUGUUACUGCUUUGUUAUUUAUUAUUCGGAAUUUGUUAAGCUUGUUUUUUUGCACAAAGGAAAAGUAGAACCAUCGAUAAUUGACAAUACUCCGACCUUUGAUCCUUGAUCCUUCCUACGCCACCAGAAGUCCCUUUUUAUACAUAGUUAAUUAAUUAAUUAAUCAAUUGUGCUUUUCCCCCCCCGUUUUGUAUAGUUACCUAUGCGCUGGCAUACUGUAAUUUAUAUACAUAUAUAUAUACGAUAUGUACACAUUUAUCCUUUGAAGAAACAUUUCUGAAAUUACGCUUAGGCUUAGUUGAUAGGCAACGAGUUAUUAUUAUAUAAUACAUCAAUCUGUAUAUGAACACACAUCCCGCACCGCAUAUGCAUAUGCCAAUGCCUAUGCAAUAUAUACCCAAAACUCCCCAAAAAAAAAAGAAACAUCGGGAUUCUAAGAAUUAAAGUUGCGCGAGUAUGUAAUAUUCAAAGUGAAAAUUAUGUACUACUAUUUAUAACUAAAUGAAAUCGAAGCGGGACGACCCCGCAAAAACACAAAAUCGAAAUAAGCUAAUAAA
Molecule: messenger RNA, 4932 nt
Organism: Drosophila takahashii
Lineage: Eukaryota; Metazoa; Arthropoda; Insecta; Diptera; Drosophilidae
Gene: Ranbp21
Product: exportin-5-like protein Ranbp21
Biological process (GO): RNA export from nucleus; protein export from nucleus
Cellular component (GO): nucleus; RNA nuclear export complex; cytoplasm
Molecular function (GO): RNA binding; small GTPase binding; nuclear export signal receptor activity
Source: RefSeq, a predicted model, not a curated record